GUGACAAUGAAAGAGCUGGAGAGGAAGCCCGCGCCUCAGUGACGUUCAUUCUCCAUCAGGGAUCUUUGUUUUGCAUCGCUUCUCAAUUUGCAUUUGUUUCUCAGGUUUUCCAUACUACGCUCCAGCCACCGACAAGCCCCGAGAGCGCAAAGGCGCGUUUCCGCCGCGAUCGAGCGUUCAUCGCCUCUCCAGCGCUCCUGACUCGGGCUUGAACUGAACGAAGGAAAUCACAUGCAUUCGCCUCGCGUCCUCGCCAUCCACUCGCGGAGACACGUGCCAUAGAGGUAAACAGCCCAGAGAUUCGCUCCGCAAAAUUCACCUCGCGCUACCGAUUCAACAGCAUACAGUAGACGCUGUCGGUUCAUACAGCAUGUCGGAUGUAUUACCGUACAACGAGGACAAAAUGACUCAUUAUGGCAACGACGGGGACGAGGAACACCUUUCCUUCACCUGCCGCCUCCAAGACACCAACAACUUUUUCGGUGGCAACCAGAAUAAACGACCACCAAAGCUGGGGCAGAUCGGGAGAAGCAAAAGAGUCAUGGAGGAAGACAACGAUGGCGAGGCACUGGACAAGAGCACAGAGAAGUCCUCGUCAGCGUGAACAGACCCAAAGACCUCUCUGAUGUGUAUAUCCAAAGACGUUGUGAAGAGGCACUCUCUCUCUCCCAUCUGGUGACAUGCAUUCCCCUCUCGAUCUCCCAAACUCCAUUGUCCAGGGUUUACAGUGUGAGCCAGCGGUCCGGAAGAGCGGCCCAGGGGCUUGAAGGAAUACUGUGUUUUCCAAACUAUACUCCGAGAUAUGUGCAAUGACAGGGUUCGGUCUCAUUAGAGACCGGAUUCUUCUUCUUUUUUUUAUUUUGGUUCUAAUGAAGCAAUUUGAUAGACUGAGCAAACAGUACCAUUAACAUCAAACCAGUAUCUUCCCGCUUAACCCAGUAGCCUACUGGUGGUGUUAAUGGUAUACUAGCAAUGUUGACCUUUUCUUCCAAGAGUGCACCUCCAAAGAGGUUCCACUACGUAUGUAACAAAAAAAGCUAUUUAUUAAAUCUUUGGAUACAUAUUUUGCAGUGUUGAAGGUUGAGAUACCAUUUUAUAUAAUGGAACGAUGACGAGAAGUGAAUUUUGCUUUGGAUAAAUGUUUUGUAUGUAGCUUAACUGUGAUUCUCGUGAUCUGCUUCGUUUCAUUUCAUUCAUUUGAUGUUUGAUUCGAUCUGAAAUGUCAGUUUAAGGACAGUAACUUUAUUAUCGUAAAGCAUAUUAACUGUAGAUGUGCCAAAUUUAUCCUGACAAGAAACGUAUCUUUCUGUGCUUUCUUCACGUGCGCAGGUUUAUUAAUAUUCGGUGGUCAUGUUUACAGGGCUCUUUCAUAUUACUUGUGAUGUAUUCUAGUCAUGCAUGACAAACCUCAAAACCUCAAGAACGUCUUCUUGAAUAUAUUACGUAUUUAUCUCACAGAACAUUUCUACAGAAUAUCUGUUAUAAUAAAGAUUUUGAGAA
Messenger RNA from Carassius carassius (crucian carp), 1500 nucleotides. Its product is annotated as calcium/calmodulin-dependent protein kinase II inhibitor 2-like. NCBI's taxonomy places the organism in Eukaryota, Metazoa, Chordata, Actinopteri, Cypriniformes, Cyprinidae. The transcript is spliced from 2 exons. Gene Ontology annotation, biological process: negative regulation of protein kinase activity. Gene Ontology annotation, molecular function: calcium-dependent protein kinase inhibitor activity; protein kinase binding. The record is from RefSeq and is a predicted model, not a curated record. Bases 371 to 604 code for a protein of 77 amino acids.